CAACUCUAACCUUUUUCCGUGCAGCUUCCUCCAUCGAUCAACAAAGAAAAAGAAAGAGCAAUCGCAACGGAGCAGGGGGGACUCUUUUUCUUCAUCUCUUUUGUUUCUUUUCGCCGAAAAGAGACCUAAUCGCCAAAAAUGGAACAGAGCACGCUGUAAUUUUCGAUCUCUGCUCCAGUCAUUGGGUUGCUGUCCUGGAAACAUAAUCUUGGCUACUUCAACUUCUACUUUUGAAGUGUUAAGUAUGAAUCCAGAACUUAACAAAAUUUACAGAUUGAUGCCCGUGCAAGGUACAGAUAUAUCACUGUCCGUACCUAUUCGUUAUCCCAAUCAGCCAGUUGAGUCUCUUGUCCUACAAUGGAGGACUUCAGCUGAUGUCUAUGUGCUUCAAGUCAAGCUUUUUAAAGAUUUCCAAGUGGCACAUGUGCACCCACUAUAUGAUGAGUCUGGAAAAUGUGUCCACGAUAUGUCGAAACAGAAUCAUGCCUUUAUAAUAAAAGGCAUCAUAAGCUUCGAAACUCCCGAACGUGCUUGGUUUAUUUAUGAGUCAUCUGUCCCACUACCAGAGUUCUUACAAAAAACUAGCAUGGCUAGAACUACGCAUUCUCACAAACAACAGAUCACCGAGAAUCUUAUUCUGGGUUUCUUGGAAAGGUUGAGAGAAAUACAUAAUAUGGGACUCUUCCAUGGGCGUUUGAGGGAGAGAGGAUCCCUUCUUAUUGCAGAGAGAGCCAUUCCCAAAUUUGGGAACUUCCAAGGUCACUCAAAGACUGUCAUAGAAACUAGAUGUGACGAUGAAGUGGAAGAUUUGAAGGCUAUAAAAGAUGUUCUAAAGGAUGCCUUGAUGCCAAUGAAAGAUAUUCUUAAUUCUCAAGUUUUUGGAUUUGUAGACUCUUUCAUUGUCAAUGAGUUUAUAACAUCAAGCAAGCACCUUCAAAGUGUGCAUCACCACCCAACAUUUUUGAGUGAAGAGCGGCUAAUGGAAUACAUAAUCUUGACACAUGAAAGGAUACAAGAUAUUCAGGCCAAACUUCGCAUUGACUUGCGUGAAAUUGAUGUUGAGAUUAUGAAAUUUGAAAGCUGUCAAUCUUGGAACAAAUCUGUCCCAAAUGAUUAUAUUGAUGUUUUAUAUUUUAAUCGUGAGAAAUGGGUUCACGAUACAAAACCAGCCUAUUUGAAUACUCCACGGGGGUUUCUUCAUUUCGCAAGAAACAUCGGAGUUCACAAGAAAGACAAGUCAUGGGCAGAACAUGGUGCGAUGAUAGUAGACACUUGGCCAGAGAUGCUUUCCGCAUUUCACCAAGUAAUGACUUGCUUUGAUAUGGAAACUAAAUUGGUCAAGUGACGGAAGAUUUUUGCAGGUUUGGCAUGGGUUGUGCAAGUUCAUGGUGAUGCACAUGAGGACUUUUUAUCACCUAAGGUUUCCAUGUAAACUUGCAUUCCACUGAAGCAACCUGGGAGAUUAUUUUUUGUGGAUUUCAAACUUAAGUAUGACAGAACCUAUAGCAUGAAAUGUUUAUUGGGGGAAUAUCUAAUACCGUACUUUGCUGGGCUAGUUGUUUCUAAAGGAUUUGUGAUAAAGACAACUCUUAGGCUGACUUAUCAUGGUAUGUUUUGAUGAACUAUAUGUCAGGAACAACUCUUAAUAUAACAUUGUAUUACAA
This is a messenger RNA of Cuscuta campestris, 1664 nucleotides long. NCBI's taxonomy places the organism in Eukaryota, Viridiplantae, Streptophyta, Magnoliopsida, Solanales, Convolvulaceae. The record is from the annotation of a GenBank genome assembly.